Dimorphilus gyrociliatus is the source of this 2231-nucleotide messenger RNA. Lineage: Eukaryota; Metazoa; Annelida; Polychaeta; Dinophilidae. The record is from the annotation of a GenBank genome assembly.
AGUCGGAAUUCCUAGGUGUUCCCCACAGUAAACUGGUAGAUCGAUAAACAAUUUUUCCAAACAAAUGCCUAACUGCGGUAUCUAACAUGGUUCAAAUUACGGAAGAUUUAAUAAGAAAAAGGGCGGAACAUAAUGAAUGUUGCCUGUCAAAUUUAGAAGAAGUCUCUUUACAUCAACAAGAUAUAGAAAAGAUAGAACAUAUAGACAAAUGGUGUAGAGAAUUAAAAAUUUUGUAUCUUCAAAGUAAUCUUAUUCCAAAAAUUGAAAAUGUUGGAAGAUUAAAGAAAUUACAAUAUUUAAAUUUAGCUUUAAAUAACGUUGAAAGAAUUGAGAAUUUAGAAGGUUGUGAAGAUUUACAAAAAUUAGAUUUAACUGUGAAUUUUAUUGGAGAACUUACAAGCAUAGAAGGUUUAAAGAAAAAUAUUCACUUAAAAGAAAUGUACUUAACCGGUAAUCCAUGUACAGAAUAUCACGGAUAUAGAGAAUAUGUUGUUGGAACACUAACACAAUUGAAAACCUUAGAUGGAAUUGCAAUCGAAAAAUCUGAAAGAAUUUUGGCCUUACAAAAUCUACAGCAAACGAAAAGUGGUAUAAUAGAGCAACAAAGAAUUUAUCAAAAGAAGAGAGAAAAAGAAAAAAAUAAGAAGAAGAAGCCUAAUACAGAUUGGUAUACAGAUAUUGAUAAUGCUCAUCUUUCAAGACAAGACGAGGAGGAGGAUGAAGGAGUGCAAAUUGAGGAAUUAGACGACGAGGAAUUUCAUAAGAAGGAAGAAGAGUUUUGGAAUGAAAAAGUACCCUUUACUCCAGAGUCAAGAGUUCGAGUUCACGAACAUAUGAAAAGUGUUAAGAAGAGAGAUGAAAAGAGAAGUCAAAAUGAUCAGGAAGAAAAGCGAGAAAAAAGAUUAACAGCUGAAGAUGGACGUAUUUUAAAUGUUAAUGAUGCUAAAGUGGAAUUUUCACUAAUCGAUGAUGAAGAAAACAAUCAAUUUUUAUUAGAUGUAGCCGUUUUCAAGUACAUGGAUACAUCGCUUUGUGAUGUAGAUGUUCAACCAAACUACGUCAAAGUUACUUUGAAAGGUCGAGUUCUACAACUCGUUUUAACCGAAGAAGUCAAGCCUGAUUCAUCGUCUGCCAAGAGGUCCCAAACAACCGGCCAUCUGCUUAUAACUAUGCCUAAAGUUAAUGGAAUUGUCAAACCGAAAGUAAAGAAAGACAAGAAUACAAGAAAUAAUAAGAAAGAGGAAAAACCGAAAACUUCUCAAUUUCUAGAGUUCGAAGAGAAGAAACUUUUGGAUUAUAAGAAUAUUGUGAACUCUGCCAAAGACAUACCGAAAGCUGCAAAACAAGUAGAAAUAAUAGAAAGGGAAAAUAGCGAAACUUUUGUUGACGAUCCUGAUGUACCACCGUUAAUAUAAAACUACAGAUUUGAUAUUAGAAAAUUAUAAGUAAAAAUAAAUUCAAAGUUUUUUUUCUGUUCAAAUGCUUGAUGAUAAUUUUUGUUUAAUGUAAAAUAAAUGGAGUAAAAUUGUCUUAGAACAUAUGGUACAAGACUCUGAAAAUCAAUAGUUCUAAGUCUUACAAAAUUGUCCAAGUUGAGCAUGUAAAUUACGAAGUUUCCUCAAAUUUCGAUCGUCAGCCCGAGAAUGUAGAGAAGCCCGUUGCAGUUCAGAAAGACAUAAUUCCAAUUUUUCCACGAUUGAAUCAUAAAUAUUGAAUCUCAUUUUCUUUGCCUAUUCGUGAAUAUAAAUGCUUUUUUGUAUUUUUUUGCUAGAAAUGACAAAGUGUUAUUCCAAUAAUGAUCGAGUAUCUGGAAUGGAUUGAGGGUGAUUGAUUGCAUGAUUGUUCUUAAUCGUGACGUGCGUGCUCGAAAGAAGGAUAGAUAUACUAUCAAUCAUGUACUAUUUUAGCCCUUGUGCAUUUUUUUUCGCAAAUUUUUUUUUAGAUUAGGUCUUUUUACCAAAAGAUUUAAUAACUUAUAACGUCCUUGAAAUAUUAUUAAAAAUUCCAUAGAUAAGAAACAGGAAUGACUUUUCUAACUUCAAUUACAAUGGCUUUUGACCUUAACUUGUUUCUGAUAAUAGAAUCACGUCCGGUGAAUAAUUCUCAGUCAGGAUAAAGUGUUAAUGAUAAAAUUAUAAUAAAAUAAUGACUUUUUUAGUCAAAUUCAGUCUACUUUAAGGCAAUUAAAGGCUAUAGUAAGCCAUACAAAUUGCUACUUUCAACCCUUAAGC